This is a messenger RNA of Trematosphaeria pertusa, 6172 nucleotides long. RefSeq lists its product as uncharacterized. Bases 209 to 5758 code for a protein of 1849 amino acids. The transcript has 4 exons. Gene Ontology annotation, biological process: protein dephosphorylation. The record is from RefSeq and is a predicted model, not a curated record. NCBI's taxonomy places the organism in Eukaryota, Fungi, Ascomycota, Dothideomycetes, Pleosporales, Trematosphaeriaceae. Gene Ontology annotation, molecular function: protein tyrosine phosphatase activity; protein binding.
CCACCUCCAAGACGCCGUGAUGGCACAGCUUCCUAUCCCCCACCAACGGCGCCCGAUCACCUCGACAUCUUUGCAUUUUGCACCGGGCAUCCGAGCGAGGACCAGGUGCCGCUGCGAAACAUGCGGCCUCGGGCCCCGCUAAGGUCUUGUUCAGAAGGAUCGUAAGGCUGAAGGCCACGCCUCCGUUCCGAUUCUCAACGUACGGAGAAUGGCAUCGUCAGUAUCGGAGCAAUGUCGCUCCUGCAUCUCAACGCUGCGAGCCAUUUUCUCGACACUAUCUGCAUCAAAACGACAUGGACGAGUGACCUCCGAUCAGGCCAACGAGCAAUUGGAAAGAUUCAGCCUCUGGGUCGGGAAUAUUGGAGCGCUCCACCGGCCCGCAUCCGCCUUAUCCAUAGAGUCACGGCUACGCGAGGCUGAAGAUGUCCUAGCCCACAUCGUAGAGUUGCUCGAUGAUCUCAAUGAGGUGACGAAUGAGCUGUCGCAGAUCACGUCCGGCAAGCGCGAAGGAGAGGUGUCUUUUGCCGACACAGACGAAUGCACUGAUGGAGAUGAGGUGGAGGAAGUCGCCGAGGAAAGCGAGCUUCUCGAAGAAAUCGGUGAUUGCGUUACUCGACUAUUCAGAGUUUCCAGCCUCAUUAGACAGGCAGCUCCAACGGAUCUCUUUGCCAAGGCACUCUUGAGGAACCGAUACCGGUUCAAUGACCAGUUUGAUAUCGCCCAUGUAGGCGAGAAGUUCCCCAAGCUAGCCUCCCAAGUCUCCGGCUGGCUACGAGAGCGCCUUGGACGUGCCAUUACUCGACGCCGUCAAUAUCUGAGCUACAUUCAGGACCACCGCGACAAAUUGGAAGGCAUGCUGACCAUGCAGGAGCCCAACGAUGCCGCUGUAUCCACCCCCGAAAUCCCUGUUAUCAAGCACUUACACACAGCAACGCCCGUACUCGACACCACAAGCCGCCCUUCAACAUUCUUCACUAAGGCCACAAGUCUCGCUCCAGGCCGGAUCACAGCCCAGAUGCUCACAGCGGAAGAAGAGUCGGACCCUGAGAACGAUGCGAGGUCCUACACCACCGUCUCGCGUUCGAUGGAUGGCGACAUAGAAGCGUCGACAAUGGCAAGAAUACCCAGGCUGGACGAUUUGCGCGUAGGAAGCAAGAAAGAGGUGGAAUGUCCCUUCUGUUUCCGGAUGAAGAAGUUCAAGAACGAGCGGGUCUGGCGACGGCACGUCUUCUCUGACCUCCGAUCCUACGUCUGCACGUUCCAAGACUGCGACGCGCCGUAUUUUGGUGACAUCAAUGAGUGGUUUCACCACGAGAUGCAAAAUCAUCGCGUAAGCUACCUAUGCAGGCUCUGCAAGGGAAAGACUUUUCAUUCCAGCGACCGGUAUCUUGCUCAUGUCAAACGUCAUCACCCUCAGCUACUAGAAAAUGGAGAUGAACGGCCAUUAUUGGAGAUAAGCCGGAAGCCUGUUGACCAGAUCCCUGCACACGAUUGUCCUUGUUGCUCGGAAUGGGAAGACAGGCUAAAACAUCGCGCAACAACACACGGGCUCUCCAUGGAAAGCCCCGACAGCAUCCUCACGGUCUUUCCUACGGACUUCAAGCGCCAUCUUGCAUCGCACCUGGAGCAGCUAGCCCUCUUUUCCAUCCCAGUUGGCUCAGCAUCGGGAGACGACGUUGGUUCUAAUGUCGCCAUCGAAGAGGAGAAAAGUACUUUAUCGGACCGCUCCAAUCUGUCUGCCCUCACCUUUGAUAGCGAUAGACACUCGUCAAACCCAAAUCUUGAUCGCGACGAUGAAGAUACUCAUCGUUACCGAAGUGAUGAGGACCCCGAAUUGACCUCUGAGGACCACCAGGCUCAGAAUCAGCCCUCCUCGGAACUACCGGACAUGGCCGACAACUUAGCAGUCGCGCGUACAGGUCUCAAGGCUAUGGAAGCCACGCAUAUGGCAAACAAACUACCAGACCCCGUCCCAGAGCACCCUGAUUUUGGAGUGGAUAAGGAGGUUCCCUGCGUGUACUGCAACGAACCCGAAGACAACGAUCCAAGUCCAGAGUUCGAGUUAGUCCUAUCAUGCGAGGUAUGUGGAGACAUGGCACACCGGCAAUGCGCCCGAGGCGCUGGCACUUUUGGCCCCGAUGAUGAUCAUGCAAAUGUUUGGCGCUGCACAGCAUGCGUCCACCCGGGGAAGGAACCGCAGGGGCAUGCACUAUACAUGUCCGACGAGGAGUGCGAUGCCAUCCAACAGACACAGAGUGCCGCUAUUGGAGAGGAGGAUAUGGGAUGGGACACAGAUGUCAGCUUUGAAACCAAUAUUAAAAAUCCUGUCAACCUUGUCUACGAGCCCGUCCGCCAUCCGUUCAAGGUCCGUGGAAAAGAAGACUAUUUGAGCGACAGCAUGGGCGAAUUGAGCUUCAGGAAAGGCCAAUCCAUAACCGUCACUCACCAUACGCCUUCGAUACCUGAGAAAGAGGCAUUCUUUGGGUAUUACCGGAAGAACGGUACUAUUGAAACGGGCGCAUUCCAUAAGAGUGCUGUAGCUGUCGAAUUUGGAGCGAUAGCGAAGAGCGACUUUUUCGGGACCAGUGACAAGAGCAGUCUGGCUUUCAAGAAGGGCCAGUUCAUCAAUGUCACGUGGACGGAAGAGCAAAUGUGGAGAGGAUGGUAUAGUGGCGAACACGGCGAGAAGAUCCGGGGUAGAUUUCCCAGUCAUCUUGUUCAAUGGUUGUCUCCAGCUGAUACCAGUGUCUCCGAAAAUGCGGAAGGUGAUCAAUCCACGGCCAGAGGGAGGAUCCCAGGGCCGUUCUCUCAACCGGUGUAUGAACCCGUUGCAUCCCUUGACGUUGUUGCCAAGCACAAGACCGAGCCUGCUUUUGGAUCCAGCUUCUUGUACAUGGAGCCUGGGGACAUCAUCACCGUUACACAUGUGAUACGAAUAGAAUCCGAGGAAAGAUACUAUUCUGGAUAUUCCACCAGCCAAUUUGGGGCAAGCUUAGAUGGCAUUUUCCAUAAAGCAUCGGUCGUCCCUCGAAUCUCUGUGGAUACGCAGCCAACUGAAGGGGAAUGGGACAAUGGUCGCACGUUAUGCGUCUUUGUCUCUGAUCAAUCAUAUCCCAAAUUGCAGAGUGUUGCUUUGCGCUGGAGACUACGAGAAUUAGCGGGGCUCUACGAUGGUCAAAUUUCGUGGCUUCCUGGAUCAUCCGAGGCGUCGCCACGUUUACAACUCCACGGAACGAGCCGAUUCGUGCUUUUCAAGAAGGUAUUGAGGUUUGGCACCUGGGCGAUUGAUCCCGAGUUCCAGGCGUUUGAGGGCAGAGUCGUCGAAAAUUUUGGAGGAGAAUCUGUGGACGACAUGCCCUUGAGGAACGGUGAACUGGUCGGUGUUCUGAAUUACGGCCCUACUAAGGAUUGGUUCAUGGGAAUUGUGCCCGGAGAUGGUGGGAUCGUCAAGCAAACGGGCAAGUUUCCUGCGCGCGCUGUCGAGCGGGUGGAGAGAGGUGGAGCUGUAGGAAGUUGGCCUCCUACCCCCUUCAAGGUCAUGACGCUUUGCGUGGGUUCGUAUUUCACUGGACAAACCCUCACGGUGACCGAAGUCAAUGGCGACUUGAUAACCGCAAUGCCUCUAUCGAAUUACACGGGACCUGUCCAUCUCUUUGCGGCACAGGUAAUGCUGGUCGAGGAGACUGCCAAUCCUGCGAGAGGAGACUUUGAUGCAGAGUCUACUAUCGACGAAUCAGCAGAGGACAAAGGAUCGGAGACGUCCACACUGUCCCUUUGUAUGUUCUGCGGCGAAGAGGAAGAACCGCUUUAUCUUACCUGCACCGUCUGCAAAAGGGGUGCGCACCAUUUCUGCACGCCAAGAUACGUGGCACUCGACUCCAUGGAAGACUGGGCCUGUCCAACAUGCGCGUCCACGGAUCACGUGCCACCUGAGGAAGUCAUCGCUGAGGUUCGACGACGGAACGACAUGUUACAUGGGAUACUCGACGACGCCAAUAUUUUCCACACGCAACUCGGCAAUGGCGUCAUUGAGAUCCGUCUGGAAGACAAUCCUGACAUAGAUAAUAGCACCCUGAAAUAUAGGAUACAUAGUAUUCUGGAAGACACCAAGAAGGACUUUGAUCGAAACUAUGCGGGGCUUCAUACGGUCUAUCGCCGGGACAAUCGCUGUCAUGGAAGAUACACGUUGGUCUCCGGUUGGACUGACCGGCGAAUUCAGAGGCCUAUCGCAGAGACAGACCGUAUCGCUACGGACGAUAAGAUGCCUAACCCGGAAGCGGGGAAUCGACUGCCGGACGCAACCUCCAGUGAGGGCGAACAUGCAUUUCAGAAAGAAUCGAAACUCGGCGAAGUUGGAGCUCAAGGCAAGACUGUACCGCGCAGUCCUAGUCCUCGAGGUCCGAGCGACUCGAGCUCCGUAAAUCCAACCCCGGGAGUACCUGCCGUGCCCAAGGACACGCUACCUAAGGUAGCCAAAACUAUGGAAGACGGCACUCUUAAGAUCACUAAGGUCCAUAGAGCACUCGGAGAAAGAUAUGGCGAAAGUCAUCAGGCAACCUCAGCAAGCGGGGGAGCUAUAGGUGGAACCGGUCAGGUCUCAGAAGAGAGAAAGCUGCCUGACAACAUGCCCGCUUGGCUGAGGUUGAGCAGAAAGGAAAUUGCCGCCAAAUACGCCGACCUGGGGCAAGAGGAGCGGAAACGACUCUUCGAAGCUGUGGAGGCUGGAGAAGACCACAACUCGCAUUGGGAUGUGCCGCCCGUGUCUUUAGUUCAGGAUCGAAACCGAUACGUGAAUGUCUAUCCCUUCGAAUUCAAUCGCGUCCGGCUCAGGCUGCCAGAAGAACGGGGCACCUACAUCAAUGCUUCCCAUAUUGUGUUGAAGCAACGUACUGGGAUCCAGCAGAGAUUCAUUGCCGCACAGGCACCAAAAUCCAACAACGAGGGAAUAUCUUCAUUCUGGCAGAUGAUUAUUGAUGCCUGUCACAAAGACCCGGCCGACAAGGUCGUCAUCAUAAUGCUCGGACAACAUUCCGAAUCUGGCAUAGAGAAAUGCGCACACUAUUUCCCUGAGUAUCGCCCUGGAAUGUCUCCAACUUCUCGGACGUUGGACCUAGUGUGGGAGGUGCACCUAGGGCUAAAAAUGCACGUAGCGAUUGUGCUGAAGAACUUCGAAACGAGCGACAGGCUCCGCUCCGAGGUAAGAGAGCUGAGCGUUGAGAAUGCUCUAUCGCCACUAGCAUCGGCCGACGGCCAUGUCUCAAUUCAUCCAGCUGCAAGCGUCCAGCAUUACCUUUACGGAGGCUGGCCCGAUCGCGAUGUCCCAAUUGGCGCUGAUCGCGACGCCCUUGUUAGACUGGCGCGCCAUAUCCGAGAACUAGCAACUACUACGUUGGUACCUCCUAUCGUUCACGGCAGCGCCGGUGUGGGUCGAACCGGGACCUUGAUUGCUCUGGAUUAUCUUCUGUACGAGCUUGACCGCGGCGCCUUCGACCCCGACCCCCAGUUACACCGCAUUGCCUUGUCUCCCUGGGAUGACCCCAUAUACGCCGUCGUUGACGAACUCAGGAAACAACGAAUGUUCAUGGUACAGGGGGAGGUUCAGUAUGCUCUUCUAUACGAAAUAUUGAGAGAAGAGUGGAUAUCCCGGUGGAAGUGGGGAGAUCCAGAUGCAGCACUCGAAGCCGGGUACGACGUCUCAGAGCCAGACUAUGAAGACAAGGUACGCGAUAACGCUCGCUACCCAUGGCUGGGUGGAUGAUGGCCGUAAAAGAGUGUUCGGAGAGUCAAGGCAGUUUUGGGGCAUUACCAUGCUGGCCUUCUUCAGCCGUUCGAGUUUGGUCUGGUUUCCGCUGGGUGGUGCUAGAGCGGAGAUGUAGCCAACCAUGUAGAAGGACACGAUCUUUAAGGGGAGAAUAGGAAAAUAGGAUUUUUCUUGGAUCCCGGGGCCUGUCGCUCUUGUUGAAGGCACGAUGCGCUCGAACCGCCAUUCCAUAAUUCAAUCUUCACCAUGCUGAUCGAAUGCCGACUACGCAAGUGUCUAGACAAACAAGCACUCCUUCCGUUACCUCCCCUGCCUUUCUUACGGUCCGGAACUGAGAAGGUUCGUUACACUGUCAGUGGAGAAUAGAGGCCAUAGGAGGGUCUCCAGCAGCUGACGCAAUUCUCUGAGCCC